GGCGACAGGAGGGAAGAGCGAGGCCGGAGAUGUUAGAGAUGUGUUUGUUAUGUGGGAAAGGGAACGAGAGGGACAGAAGGAAAGCAGCUGAGUUUAAAGGAAAGCUUUUAAUGGAAAGAGGGCUGGAGGAGCAGAGAAUGAAGGGAAGAAAACACAAAGGAAGAGAAUAGAACAGCGAUGUCUGAGGCGCACAGUCACUCUGGAAGUAUAUCUCUGAUCCAGUCCAUGCUGCGCAGACUGAGCACUGCAGAAUACACUGAUCAACCUCCUAACACACACCCAAACACACACCAACACCUCACAACCUCAGUGGAAACAGACAGUGGAUUCUAUGUGACCCUUCAGGACCACGAUAAUGCAGAGCUCACAUUCAAAGGGAAGCUUGUCGCAGUGAUUGAGGAUGAUGAUGGUGAUUAUGUUGAUGAUGAUAAUGAUCCACAAUUGGAAGCUCUGACUGAAAGGGACAAUGAUCUGGAAUCAUCAGACAGGGAUUCAGAGGAGAGAGAAGAGGGGAAUUCCGGUAUUCCUUUUUUGGAUGCAGGAUUGGAAAAACUGGUAGACGAGGAGAAAACCAGCAAACCCCCCGCUGUGAUUCCCAGAUGGGAGAGAAGGCAGUUGCUACCCUGUCCCCCUGGCCUGGACGGUAGACCCCCGCCUCCCCCCGCUCCCCCCAAGAGGAGGGCUAAACCACUGCUACACCCUACAGGGCCACCGCCGCCACCCCCUCCACCAGCCCUUGACCCUAGCCAGAGUGCUCCUGUGUGGGGGAGAGUGGUAGGUGAGGGCCCAGGCUAUGAGCUGAGGCCUACAGGGCAUGGGAGAGGGCCUGGAGGCCAGGAGGAGGAAAUACUGUCGUCCUCAGGGGACAGGCUGUCUGUGUACUCAGCUGUCAUCCUCAAGUCAGAACGCCGAUUCUCACAGCCCAUUCUGGAUCCUACUCUAGACUCUACAGCACAGAGGGGUCGGGGGGUGCAGCAGCUGAAGACGACUGGGUCCGUGGCAGCACAGGACCCUUCCCAGCUGAGGGGGAAGGAUAUAGGGUGCCCCCCUAAAGCCUCUGAGCCAGUGGGGAUGGGGGUAAUGGGGGUACCCAAACGGUUGGAAUCGACCGCACCCAAGCCACUUAUACCCAAACCUCCACACAGAAACAGAUCUCCGCCCCAGGGACCUGAGGGGAGAGCCCAGGACAGCCCAGAUGGAAGUUCCCCUUCUGGGUCUGAAACGAGAGACAUCCCCCCUGACCUCCAGUCUAUACCUCCAGAGACCGAGGGAGUCAGAGAACCACCAGAGCCUAGCGAACACAGCGCAGAUGGGAACGACAGCUCCAGAACCCCUGUCGAUAUUAGGUGUAACACGGGGGAGGGAGGUUUGUUGGAAGGGGGGAGGAAUUUAAAAGACACACAGGAAGUUGUGAUUCAGGACACUGCAACAUGGGGUGAUGGUGGUGUGCUUGGGUCGAAACACCCCAAUGUGAAGAAAAUGAAGGGAGGAAAGGUGAAGACAUUUGCCAAGAAGAUGAUGAGCAGAUGGAAGGAGAGUCAAGAGGAGAAGAGAGGAAAUGGAGAGAUUCAGGAGGACGACAGAGAAAAAGAGGUGGAGAGCGAAAUGCCAUUAGUGAACCUCCAUCAAGAUCGACAUUCAGUCAGGUUGCAUACUAAAAUGUCCGUCAUAGAGGAAGAGGAAGAUGAGGAAGAAGAAAAGAGGAGUGGUGAGGCUACACAGGAGUCACCAAUGAUGGAGCAGCCCUGCCAAGCUGAGACGGAGAGGAAGCCUGUGGGAAACCACGCACGUUUUCAGAGCUCCUUCAGUUCUUUCAAGUUCAACUUCAGUCCCAUCAGCUUGGUGGAUGAGAUUCUAACAGGAGAGGAGUGGUCACCAUUCCUGUCCAUCAAGGACAUGCCCGCCCCCUCACCGUCCGUUUACCAAUCAGAGGCUGCUAGCCAACACGGUUGUGAUGAAGGCGACCAAUUAAAGACUGAACCAGAGUCGUGCCUCCCCAACGAUGUUCAACAGAACCACGAGGACAUAGGCCUUUCUUUAUAUGAGGAUGUUAGCUUAAUUCAAUCAGAUCCUAACGAGAUUGUGGACAACCAAUCGGACAACAGACAACAGGAAGUAAACAACAACAAUGACACUGGAGCUGAUGCCAUUGCUGUCAUCAAACCGAAGAUACUAUUGGACAAUGAUGCAGCGGAGGAGAGUGAGUUGGACCACUCCAGACCCAUAUCUAAGGACAUCCAUGACUCUGUUGAAUUACUUCAGUCCCCCAUAAGGACGCAAUCAAAGGACCUUCUUGACUUCUCCUAUGUUGAGUCACUUGGAGUUCUGGACAGUUCUGCUCAGAAACAUCGGAUUCAUCUGAACAAAAAGAGAAAGCACAGACUUCCGGGGCUAAAGAAGAGAAAGCUCAUCAAGAUAGGACGCACUGCAAUCAAAGCCCCUGAAAUCAAAUUCCUCAAACCCUCUCCUCCUCCCACCCUCUCCCCCACAUCACUCCCUUCUUCCUCCUCUCCUUCCUCCCCUCUCUCUUCCUUCUCUCCCUCCUAUGUCUUUUCGUCCUCUGUUUUCUACAACAUCCCUCCGUCUGCUGAAAAACAGGACCCUGUGACAUCAACGACACAGAACAACCUCUCUGUUAAGUCACUUGGAGUUCUGGACAGUUCUGCUCAGAAACAUCGGAUUUAUCUGAACAAAAAGAGAAAGCACAGACUUCCGGGGCUAAAGAAGAGAAAGCUCAUCAAGAUAGAACGCACUGCAAUCAAAGCCCCUGAAAUCAAAUUCCUCAAACCCUCUCCUCCUCCCACCCUCUCCCCCACAUCACUCCCUUCUUCCUCCUCUCCUUCCUCCCCUCUCUCUUCCUUCUCUCCCUCCUAUGUCUUUUCGUCCUCUGUUUUCUACAACAUCCCUCCGUCUGCUGAAAAACAGGACCCUGUGACAUCAACGACACAGGACAACCUCUCUGUUAAGACCACUGAAAGCAGCAGAAAGCCAGGUUCAAGUCCCAAGCCGCCUCUGUCCAAGUUCAUGACAGCCCUGAGAGACAAAACCAAGAGGAAGCUUAAAUAGUGAAGAGAACUUGGUCUUGGAGGAAGCUUAAAUAGUGAAGAGAACUAGGUCUUGGAGGAAGCUUAAAUAGUGAAGAGAACUAGGUCUUGGAGGAAGCUUAAAUAGUGAAGAGAACUAGGUCUUGGUGAUCCAAUAGAAACCCAUAGCUCCUUCUCCUAGCCCCUACCUGCACCCUACCUCUAGGCCCUAGCCACUACCCCUUUAGUGUUUACAGUUUUAGGUGUGUACGCGAUAACACUGCAGCUGCACAUAGUAAUGAAAUAGGCAGACAUAUCUUUGAUCAAAUGAUUAUCUUGCUAUAUUGAUUGUCUUACCAACACUUUUAAUCACAACUACAUUAUUUCUCUAACAUCAGUGUUAUCUGAAUGAGAUUCUGUAAGAUCUGAAUAAAUGGAUUCAUUUAAGCACAA
Molecule: messenger RNA, 3476 nt
Organism: Coregonus clupeaformis (lake whitefish)
Lineage: Eukaryota; Metazoa; Chordata; Actinopteri; Salmoniformes; Salmonidae
Exons: 9
Coding region: 178-3066 (962 amino acids)
Source: RefSeq, a predicted model, not a curated record